AUGAUGGAUAGAAAUAAAACUGCAGUGUUUGAAUCUUUGCCUGCCACUACUGCAACUAUACCGCCGAUUUCAAUAUCUCAAUCUACUCUAAGCACUGCUUCUACAAUGAUUAACUAUACAACAGACGAUGAUAAUACUGGUCCGCCUUUCUCACCUGUUGAAUCCACAUGUUCUUUCAUGUCGUCUAUUUCUGGUAUUGCCGAAAAAUCUGCCUCUGAGCUAGGUAUCCUCUUAAAGAAUGCCUACAAGUCUAUUAAAGAAAAAGAGAAAAAUUUAUACUUGGCAGCAGAAGUAGGUAAAUCUCUAUUAGAGCAUAAUCAAGCUCUAAAAUCUGAUUAUGAAAAAUUAUUACAAAAUGUGAAAUAUUGUGGAGAAGUCGUUCAACAACAACAACAACAACAACAACAACAACAGCAGCAGCAGCAAGACUCUAUAAAAAACAACAUUGCCAGAUGUAAGAAAAAAGAAUAUGAUGCUAUUAUCGAAACACUUGAACGAAAAAAUAGCGAGCUAGAGCAGUUAUUAGAAAUCGCUCAACAUGAAUCGGAUGCCCACCUUCAAAGUCAACUGAACAAGCAACGUAAACUCGAAGCAGAAAUAGAACUUUUAAAAAUCAAUUUGGACACUGCAGCUUCCACCAUCGAAGAACUUGAAAAUGCACAACAAGAGCGGGCCGCUCAACUAGUCCAACAAAAACGUCAUUAUGAAAAACGCCACACAGAAGAUGUCGCUUUGAUGGAGGAGCUGACGACGCAGAUGGAAAGCUUGUUUUGUGAAAAUAAACAAUUGCAGGCUUCGAAACGGGCCGUGGAGGAAAAAUUGAGGAUUUCUUUGCAGGAUUUAGAUAGAUUGCGGCAAGAAUUCGAACACUUUGAAUUAUCGCACGCCAACUAUCAGAUGUUAAAAGAGGCACUAGGACAACAAACAAUGCACAUCAAGGAACUGAAUGCAAGUUUGGAAGAUCACCGCUUAAUCUUGGCAAAGCUACAAGAGCAAGGCUUACUAUGGUCACCUCCCAUCAUGCGUAGUACUGGUGAUAGUUGCACUACAGCGCCUACAACAGCAACAACCCAUUCUUCGCUUUUCUCUUCUUUUAACCAACAGCCAUGUCUAAUGGAUGAACUUGACGUCACUCACAGCAAUUAUCUUGAGAACAAUAAUAGCAAUACGAGUGAAGAAAAAAACCAAAAUAGUCUGCCAAAUAAAUUGCUGAAAAUGGCGAGCACAACAGAACGGAACAUUACUUCAUUUUGUCAUUCACCCACUGAUUACGCAGUAGAUACAAUACUAUCCAAAUGGAUGGGGCUUGAUUUCUAUACCACCCACAAUAGUAACAUCGAAGCGGACAAAGUAGAGUUAUUUGAGCCCCUUUACAGUGAUAAGCGCUUCAAAGAAACCAAUCUGUAUCCGAUGGUCGUCGAACAUCUGACUUGCUUUAUGAAAGAGGAAGACGACAAUGCCCUUCGUGAAGCAAGCAGUAGCUGCAACAGUAACAGUGGUUUACUAAACCAUCUUUUAUGUAGAAUACGGUAUUUGAUCCGUUCUAUACUACGCUGGUGCCGGUUUGUCAUUGUGUUAACAGCUGCUAUCUUGAUGAAUUUGUGGAGGGGCCCUGAUAAUAUUUUAUUGGAAACAUAUUAA
Messenger RNA from Mycotypha africana, 1641 nucleotides. RefSeq lists its product as uncharacterized. The transcript is spliced from 3 exons. Bases 1 to 1641 code for a protein of 546 amino acids. The record is from RefSeq and is a predicted model, not a curated record. NCBI's taxonomy places the organism in Eukaryota, Fungi, Mucoromycota, Mucoromycetes, Mucorales, Mycotyphaceae.